UCGCGUUCGCCGGAUGGGACGCCCCUGCGGAGAGCUCUCAGUUUAGUGUGCGCGACUGAUCGUAGGUGCAAGCCCACCCUCCCUCGCCACCUUUCCAGAUGCGUGUUAGUGAGGCAGUGGUGCUCGUCGUGUCAGUCCUAUGUGGCGGAUGCGCUUCGAUAUUUUGACUGGCCCUCUGUUGGGACCAUAUCUCAGUUUUGUCCAGUAGUGAACUCGGCUGAAGUGCUUUCUCUUGGGAGCGAAGGUGGUGUCGGUUCGAAGCAAACAAAGAGGCCCGUGUGCUAUCAUUGCAUUGGACGGAUGAUACCCGUUUCCGACGUACGUGCGCCUGCUGGAAGCCUGCGCAGCUCUGGAAUGAUGACGUUCCUUUCUCACCGGUGGAACUGCGUGCAUAAGAAGCUGUCGUUAUGCCCAAGUCCCUAGCCCCGCGAUACUCAACUCCAGGAAGCGCCGAUGCGUCUUUCCCGAUUGGAAGCCAUAAUCACGGCUGCUGCUGCCAGCUUUAGAAGACAGCACUGUGUAAAACGUUACCUGAAGCCUUGCGGCACCUUUCAGCGACGACGAGUGUGUGAAUUGUUUCGGUAGUCUGUGUCAAAUAGCAAAGUCUGCUGAAACCCUGUUGCCAUGGUGAGGUGGUGAAGCUUUUGAAUUUCCGAGAUGUUGACUGACGCGCUAAAAUGGCGAAGUUUCGCUAUAAACGUGUCGUAGACCUUCAUGCGCCAGCUUAAUAUACAAAGGGAAACCUGGAAAAGCUCGCCUCGUUUUAGACGUGCACUGACAACUGCUGUUAGGGCCCUAACAACAGACCCGCUUCGAAAUGUCAAAGGUUGUGUUGUCCUCAGCCUCUCCGCGGUGACGCCUAAGCUGUUCGAGCGGCCUCGACUGGGCAAUCUUGACACCGUUUUCAAAGCUACAUAGCUCUGUGCUCGGAACACAUAGUCGCCAGCCAAGGUAACGUGCUCCACUACGAACAUAAGAGAGGUCGUCGUCUGCUAGCGCGGCGCGCGCGGCUUGCGACCUCCAGCAUGGCUGCUCCGGCGACCCAGUGUCUGGACCGGAGUUGCGCAGCGGUGUGAAAGCGUCUAGUGGAGGCGCGUUCUGCGCUUCUACGUCGUGUGUGUGCGUGUGUGUGUGGCUGAGACUGUUCGUAGAGCGGUUCGGGGUGAAUCAUUCGGUGAAUAAGUCCGGACCGCUAGUCACCACCGUUCGUGUUUCUUUGGAGAGACAACAUCGUCGUCUACUUCCGUUCUUCCAAGUGCGUCGUCUGCGCUCGACUCCAGCAGACGAUACGAAGCGUGCAACAUGGCGGCCGUGGAAGUGCUCACGCGAUACCUGAAGCGCAACUCGCGUCGCCUGUCUCGAGAAAACAGCCGAGAGUCCGCGUCACUUCUGUCGGAAUACAACGAUCAAAUUCGAUCCUUUGUCAAAAUAGUGGCCGACUUCACGCAGCAACUCUCCAAGUUGCACUCCCGCCAUGCCGAGGAACUGCAGCUGCUCGUUGAGGCGUUCCGGAAGCGGAACUCGGAAUUACGGAAGGAACGGCCUCCGUACCAUAGCAGUCUCUUCAACUGUUGGGAGGUGCUUCUUCAGGAAGUUGAAGUCGACUCUCAGGUUCACGGCGACAUCUCCCGCUGCCUGUCCCAUCACAUGGGCGUGAUGCUGCUGGAGAAGACCUUCCACCGCAAGGCACAGUCGCGGAAGGUCUUCCAGCACCGGGAAAGCUUCGAGACCAUCCUCGUCAAGGCCGAGGAACUGCUCAAUAAGUGCCAGGGCGAGUACGCCGAGGCGUACCGGACCGUGUGCCGCCGAGGCGGUCCCGAUCUCACGGCCGCGCCGCUGGACCAGCCGUCGCCGCUGACCGCGUCCGAGGAGCAGGCGGCGCUGGCCGCCUACUACGACUGCCACAACGCGUACGUCCAGCAGCUGGCCGCCACCAACGGAAUGCUGGACGAGUACUACGGCUCCACGCUGCCCCGCCUGCUGGACGAGCUGCAGGACGUGUACUGCGACAUCAGCACCAUCGUCGCGCAGUCCAUGCUGGCGGCCUCCGACGUCCUGGCGGCCAAGGCUCGGGAGCAGGCGGACCACUACGAGGCGGUGGGCUCCUCGUGCCGCGCGGUCAACGCGCGCAGCGACCUGGCGGGCUUCGUGCGGACCCUGUGCAGCACGGACCCUCGCAACCCGGCCGGAAGCGGAGCGAUCCCGGCCACGCCCCCUCGGCACCCGUUCGUACCGCCUAGGGCCGACGACGAAUCCGUCUCCUCGGGGGACUCCCAGCUGCAGCAGCCCAGCCUCGGGGAGCAGGUGAUAGUGGACCGACUGGCUUCGCUGUCGGUGUCUUCGCGUUCCGAGAGUCUACGGCAGGACGUGGCUCAGCUCGAGGUGCAGGUGCGACAGCUCCAGGACACGCUGGACGCCCUGCUCAGGAUGCAGCAGAGGAGCUUGGAAUCAAGCCUUUACAACAAGGCCAAUGAACUUCAGGAGGACAUUAGUAUGAAAAGGUUUGAUCUCCAUGUGGCACAGAUUCACCUCGCAGCUGUCAAAGCCCAGUUCGCUCUGUUCCGGGGCAAGGAGGUAGAGGCGGACGGGGAGGAACGCAACUGCCGCGAGCGCAAGGCGUCGACCGCGGUGCCGGCGGUCACCGGCACCAUCAAGAACAAGUGGCUCAAGGCUUUCCGAAGCCUCAAGACCGGAAGCGGGGCCUCGGACAAGCCUGAUGGGUCUGACCGGAAAGGAAGCCAUGCUGCUGGCGGCGCAGGUGGCGCAGGCGUGUCCUGGGACACGGGCCAGCACGUGUUCCAGGAGUACACGUACAAGAAGGUGACCGCGUGCGACGUGUGCCGCGAGAUACUGCGCGGCCACGUGCGCCAGGGGCUCAAGUGCAAGCUGUGCAAGUUCAACGUGCACGCCGAGUGCCAGGACAAGGCCAGUCGGUGCCAGCCCAAGCCCAGACUUCUUCGAAGACAGCGGUCAGCAUCAGAAAUUGAGACCAAGAUCAUCCCAGCCGAACCUGAGGAAGAAAAGACGCCCAGCGCCACGCCGGAUGCUGUGGACCCCAUCUACCAGCUGCUGAAGCAGGCCGGCGACCUGGGCGGUUCGUCCCGCCGGGAUCGCGGAGGUGGAGGGGGAGGAAUGGAGGCCUCCUCGACGCUCACCCGGCUUGGACCCGGCGCGGACCGGGACGGCGGCGGAAGCAGUAGCGUCUCGUCCAGCGUGGCGUCACUGCAGCAACGCCGGCCCCGCUCGAAUGCCUCGUCGUCGGCCUCCUCCUCUUCUUCGCACAUGCUCACUGUCUCCUCGCACCAGCACCAUCCGUCGUCCUCUGCCCGUUGGAGACAGAUAGUAUCAGCACCUCACAGUCCCCAACGCAAGAAGUUGUCUCUCCGUAUGAAGAGCCUCUCCCUGGACAGCCCUGAGUCGAACGAGCAUGCCCAUCGUCGACGACAACUCACAGCUCCCCAAAGUCCGGUGCACGGUCGAAGGCAGCUCCUGAGCGCCAAGGCGGUGCGCAUGAGUUCGGUCGAUCUGCCCGACGACAACGAGAAGUCACUCAGCAGCGCCUCUACCUCACCCUGUCCAUCCCCAGCUUCGGCGCAGAAACCCCAUCGCCUGCUACCAACCAACCUCUACGUAGUGCUGUACAAUUUCAGGAGUCGACAUCAGGACGAGCUCGAUCUCAAGGCUGGUGAUACGGUGACUGUGAUCGAUACCACAGACCCAGAUUGGUGGCAGGGCAAGUGCCUGGGCCGCGUGGGGUUCUUCCCGUCCAAGUACGUGGCCAAGCUCCAUUCGGGCGAGCGGGCUCUACAGGUGCUGCACUCCAUACAGGUCAUGGACGGGCAGGAACCCGUCAAGCUGCUGCGUGAUCAGAUCGUGAUCCAAGUGGCCGACGAGAUGGACGGCAAGGUGUUGGUGCGGACGGGGCUCGGCGACAAGGCGCUGCCUUGCCCACUGAAGUACCUACAGGAAGUGUGAACCACACGUCCUACCCCGCGCUUCCCCGGAUGUGGUGGUGGUGGUGCGGGAGGGAAAGCGAGACUUUCCAGGGAAGCUGCGCGUACCACCAUCGUCGCCGACUUCCUCUUUCUCCGUGUACUUCCUCCGUAACCAUCGCGGGCACCAUCUGCAGUCGUUCAAGCUCGGCGACGGGGCGAUCGUGACCGAACUGAUGGACGCAGUCGCCAUGCCGAUCAGUGUGCACAUUCGAGGCCUCUUCUUUCUCUUUUUUCAUUUUUAUAUCUGAUUUCCGGUUUCGUUUAUUCGAUGCGUGAAAAUUGCUCGUCUGUUUUCGACUGUGUGGAGCGAUCAUUCGCGAAAGGUUGACUGGGAGUGCAUCGUCGGCGCUCCGCGAGACCUCCGUCGACUCGGGAGUGACUGUGUUCACGGAGAAGAUGUAGGCCUAACGAAAAGUACGCAGGGAAUGAAUUUUGGUGCGAAGCUGUUUGCAGGUUGUGACGAUCUUUUUAUUAUCUCAGAAAGUUUACUGCUCCCCUGUAUUGUUU
This is a messenger RNA of Dermacentor albipictus, 4502 nucleotides long. The record is from RefSeq and is a predicted model, not a curated record. NCBI's taxonomy places the organism in Eukaryota, Metazoa, Arthropoda, Arachnida, Ixodida, Ixodidae.